Molecule: messenger RNA, 561 nt
Organism: Vicia faba (fava bean)
Lineage: Eukaryota; Viridiplantae; Streptophyta; Magnoliopsida; Fabales; Fabaceae
Source: the annotation of a GenBank genome assembly
AUGAGUUUUUUAAAUAAUUUAUCUUUGUCUGUAUCACAAAGUUCUAAGACUUUUAUUUCUGCACCAACAGAAAAUGGCCAUGAUUCUGUAUCUGAUCCUACUCUUGUUAUGAGUAAGGAACUUAGUGAAUCUGAGCCUACAUUUUCUCAUGAAGAAAACAAUGAAAUUUCUGAAAACGAUGAUAGUGAUGAUCUAAUUGAAAUGCCACAAAAUAAUGAGUCACUUCAGGAAAACAAAUUUGAAUUAGGAAACAGGAUUUGGAAAGGGAAGGUUUUUGUGAAAAAGCACCGCAAAGGUAUGGAUGAGUCCACAUCUCAACACUGUCACAAAUCUGAACCGGGGAAUGAUCACCCUCCUAAGAAUAGGAAAGGUAAGUCCAUCUCUAUCUCUGAAAGUCGUAUUUUGUAUCCUGAUAUAGAUGAUCCUGUUGCCAUUAGAAAACCUGUUAGAUCUUGUACUAAACAUCUCACGUCCAAUUUUAUAUCAUAUUCAAAUUUGUCUUCAUCUUUGUCUGCCUUCACCUCAAAAUUGUCUAGUGUAGAAAUUCCAAAAAAUAUAUAG